Messenger RNA from Oxyura jamaicensis (ruddy duck), 1491 nucleotides. RefSeq names its product family with sequence similarity 117 member A (gene FAM117A). The transcript is spliced from 8 exons. The record is from RefSeq and is a predicted model, not a curated record. Bases 20 to 1327 code for a protein of 435 amino acids. Lineage: Eukaryota; Metazoa; Chordata; Aves; Anseriformes; Anatidae.
GGGGCGGGGCGGGGCGGCCAUGGCGGGGGCUGUCGGCACCUCCUGCAGCCGCGGCGGGCCGGGGGGGCUGCAGCCGCUCCGCGCCACUGUCCCCUUCCAGCUCCAGCAGCGCCGCGGGGACGGCGGCCGGGCAGCCAGCGUGCCCUGUGCUGCUGCUGGGGAGAAGACGUGCCGGCCCCGGCAGCCCCGCGUGCGGCGCACCUCCUCGCUGGACACCAUCGUGGGCUCCUACCUGCUGGGACAGUGGCCGCGGGAUGCCGAAGGAGCUUCUGCUUCGUGCGUGAAUGACAAAGCUACCCAGACUCCGGUGUCCUGGCAUGACGCGGAAGUGGGGAAAGCCAGCUCCAGUCCUCACAAGCGUUCUGCUUCUUGGGGUAGCACAGAUCACCGCAGAGAGAUUGCCAAACUGAAGCAACAGCUCCAGCGAACAAAACUAAAUGGCAGAAGUGGCAAAGAAAAGGAGAAGAGCUCCCCGCUGCAGGGGGACCGUGAUGUCCUUGGAUCGCUCAGGGACUCUCCUUCAGGCUUCCUUUCUCCGUCUGCUGUUCUGAGGCUCAGCCCCUGCUUGCACAGGAGCCUGGAAGGGCUAAACCAGGAACUGGAGGAAGUGUUUGUGAAGGAACAGGGAGAUGAAGAGCUUCUGAGGAUCUUGGAUGUCCCAGACGGCCACAGGGCACCAGCGCCUGCCCAGAGAGGCUCUGGAGAUGCAGCCCUGACUCUGGAGCCCAGCAGCGGCAGCUGCAGCAGCCUCUCGCUUUCUCCUUCCCCGUCCGUGCCUCUCCGCCCUUCUCCACGCACCCCGGGGAGGCUGGCAGCAGAAGAGCUCUCUGCUGCGGAUGAGGCGCAGCCGGAUCCGAAGGAGAAAGAGGAGGGCAGCCCUUCUCCAGUCCUGGCCUUCGCUUCUUCUCCUCGGCCCAACCACAGCUACGUGUUUAAACGGGAACCUCCUGAGGGAUGCGAGAAAGUCCGUGCCUUUGAAGAAGCCUCCUCCCCCGGCCCCGAGCAGAGCUUCCAGCCUUCCUGCCCAGAUAAGAACAAAGUGCACUUCAACCCCACCGGCUCUGCCUUCUGCCCCGUCAGCCUGGUGAAGCCUCUCUUCCCCAACGUGGGCUUCCUCUUCAGGGGCUUCCCGGCGUCUUCCAGCCCCGGCGCGGGCCCGUUUCCCUCCUGCCAGUCCGCGGCCCCCUCCCCGUUCCUCGGGGUGCGGAAGGACGCUGCGGUCGACGGCUUCGGCGACGUCUCCAAGUCGCCCGCGUUGAAUUACGAACACUGGAAGCGCGGCCAGCCCGAGGAGAGCGUCGUCUUCCACAGCUCCCUGGUGGUGUGAAGCCCAGGGGAAGGCAAGCCAGCAGCAGCAGCUCUGGCUCCUCCGUGUGCGGCUCUCGGCCAGCCCGUGGAGACAAAAGUGCCUUGAAGGUGGGACUUGAGAGCCACGAGGCAGCCCCGGGGUUGAGAAACCACAGCGGGCUUCCUCCGAGGAUGGUAGGAACU